AUCGAUAUGCAAAUUACUGGUUUUUUUUUUUAAAGUUAAAGGACUCACCUGCAGACGGAGGCUCACAGUUUGGCUGUUGAAACUAGUCUUUAUUCCACAUGUACAGCAGGUUACACACUAACGUUACAUGAAUUAACACUGUGUGUGUGUGUGAAGGGCAUGGCGGGGGCGGCGGUGCUGAAGGCUCUCUGGACCCUGCGCCCCCGGACACUGGCCGCGACCUCAGGCAGGUUCCCAGCCCCGGUGGAGCGCUUCCUUCCCCCGGCUUCAUGUGUGUUGUACCCGCCGUGGAGGACCUCUCCUGUCAGGACGCUGCAGCUUUGCUCCGCCUUAUGUGCCGGACACAACAAGUGGUCAAAGGUGAAACACAUUAAGGGACCUAAAGAUGAAGCGAGGGGCAGGAUGUUCAUGAAGUUUGGUAUGAUGAUAAAGAUAGCUGUGAAAGAAGGUGGAUCCAACCCAGACAUGAAUAUAAACUUAGCCCACAUACUGGAACAGUGCAGAAGCAAGAACAUGCCUAAAGCAUCAGUAGAGGCUGCAAUCAAGGGCGCGGAAAAGGCUAAACCAGCGUCCCAGCACAUGUUUGAAGCCCGGGGGCCCGGCGGGUGUCUGCUGCUCAUUGAGGUCCUGACUGACAACAACUCACGCAGCCACCAGGAAAUCAAACGCCUGCUUAACAAGAAUGGAGGGAUGCUGUCAGAAGGAGCCCGUCACAACUUCAACAGGAGGGGGGUGGUGGUGGUGCCGGGCCAGAACGUCUCGACGGAGAGAGCUCUGGAGCUGGCCAUCGAGGCAGGAGCCGAAGAUGUCCAAGAGACCGAGGAUGAGGAGGAGCAGCCCCUGCUGCAGUUUAUGUGUGACAUGACAGACGUGAGAAAGGUGCGUGGCUCAUUGGAGGAGCUGGGAAUGCAGAUUACGUCUGCUGGGUUGGAGUUUGUUCCCCGCACCCUCUCGUCUCUGGACCAGGACCAGCUGGAAGCUGCUUCAACGCUAAUAGAAGCCCUCAACGACUGUCCAGACGUAGUUCGUAUCUGGGACAACAUCCAGGCUGACAGCUGAGCACACUUGACAGACACUGAAUAUCUCACAUGUGGAAUAUUCAACGUCACAGAGAAAGGAUACAUGUACUGCUUGUCAAAAUACCUCAUACUGCUUACCAUUAUCAUUAUGAAAAUAUGAGUGUAUUGACCAUUUUGAUGCUUUCUGUGUGGGACUUGGAAGCAAAAUGAAAUUGCGGUCAAAUAUGUUCACUUUGAGUAGUUUUUUUUUACAAACGUGCUUCUUUAGAAUGAAAUAACUUCCACAUCUUCAUUACUUUUAUUGGUCGAUGCUGAAGAAAAAGUGCAGAUAAGACGUCCCGUAUCAUUGGCUAAUCAUUAAUCGAGUGCUAGAGAAAUGGAAAUGUUCUAUCAAAGUGAAAUUUCACUUUUAUUAGUUGAGGAAGGAAACAUGUAUCAACAAGAAUCACUUUAAAAAAAUACUCUGAAUAAUAAUUUGUUCAAUUACCUCUUUAAAAAGUAUUACAAUUACAUCCACU
Messenger RNA from Sander lucioperca (pikeperch), 1537 nucleotides. It is a transcript of the gene taco1, whose product is annotated as translational activator of cytochrome c oxidase 1. Gene Ontology annotation, cellular component: mitochondrion. The transcript has 6 exons. NCBI's taxonomy places the organism in Eukaryota, Metazoa, Chordata, Actinopteri, Perciformes, Percidae. Bases 160 to 1059 code for a protein of 299 amino acids. The record is from RefSeq and is a predicted model, not a curated record.